AUGUCUCGCGUCAACCGUGCCACCCUUUCUCUGUCCCGUAUUAAUCGAUUUAUGAAAGAUAAAGAUGGCGGCCAAACUUGCGUGUUCGUCGGAACUGUUGUUGACGAUGAUCGGUUACUUGAUUUCAACUUGAAAAAUACCGUGUGUGCAUUACGCUUCACGAAGACGGCAAAAGCAAGAAUACUGAAAGCCGGCGGUGAGGUCAUCACUUUUGAUGAGUUGGCAAAACGCGCACCAACUGGAUCGAAGACUGUACUAUUGAGAGGAAAACGAAGUGGGCGCAAGGCACUCAAGCACUUUGGAAACGGACCUAAAUCACACUCCAAGUAUGUUUUGGUUUGCUUUAGAGAGGAGGGUACGGGAAGGAAAAGUGGAUGUUUGGAUUACGGUUUACUGAUGUUUGAGAGUCGAGAGUUGUACAAUGAGUGGUUUCCGCGUGUGAGUCAAACAUGA
This is a messenger RNA of Paraglomus occultum, 453 nucleotides long. NCBI's taxonomy places the organism in Eukaryota, Fungi, Glomeromycota, Glomeromycetes, Paraglomerales, Paraglomeraceae. The record is from the annotation of a GenBank genome assembly.